AUGCUGAAGAGAAAACUGGACGAGACGGUGGAUGGUGGAGGAGAGCCGGACAAUGCCACCACUUCCAAUGGGCAGUCUGAAAGUGAUGAUAGCAACUGCAGUGCUGGGAGUACAGAUGCCUUGGCACCUGAAGUUGCUUCAGGCCCAUCUCCACCGAAGAGAAUGAAGAAGAAGGUGAACUUCCAAGGUGUGACAGUGUUCUACUUCCCCAGGAGGCAGGGCUUUACCUGUGUACCCAGUGAAGGUGGCUCCACUUUAGGGAUGUCGGAAAAACACAGCUUCACUCGGGACUUCACGCUGUCCGACUACACAAAAGAACAGAAGCGCAUCCACCGUGCCAUCCUGGCAGAACAGCGCAGACAAGGUAGGCUGUUUCCCUCUCACCUGCUGGCGUCCAGCCUGCCUCCGUUGGAUGCUGCAGAGGUUUCCUCUGGAAGUGAGAGUGACAGUGAAUAUGACGACUACUAUUUCCUGCAGCCUCUUCCCAUACGACAGCGGCGGAUUUUGUUAAGGACUGCAGGGGUGAAGAAAAUUGAUAACGAUGAGAAAGACGAAUGCAGAGACAUUAGGGUUUCCAGAAACGUUUGUGGCUGUGACUGUAAAUUAUUUUGUGACCCUGCGACUUGCUCCUGUAGCCAAGCUGGCAUACAGUGCCAGGUCGAUCGGUUGUCUUUCCCUUGUGGGUGUACAAAAGAUGGAUGUAGUAACCCAGCAGGAAGAGUUGAAUUUAAUCCCAUCCGAGUGAGGACACAUUUCAUUCACACUCUUAUGAGGCUGGAGUUGGAAAGGAAAGAUUCAGAAUGCCUCCAUGGGAAUUCAGCCGCAGCAAUGACAACUUGUUUUUCACCAAAGUCUUCAUCGGUUGGUGGUGAAAUUGAUGUGGUAGGAGCUAUAGGAGAAGAGAGUGAAGUGAUAAGCAGCCCAGGUAAUGCAGAAGAUAGGAAUGAUGACAGUUGCGGCGGGGCCAGUAAUGAUGCUGGGACCAGCAGUGGAAUGAAGGUGCUGAAGAGCAGGCUGAAAGCUAAGAAGGCAGAGAUGAUUGAUCUGAAUAUGUACAACAGUAAUGAGAGAGGUAGUUGUAGGGAUUGUCAGAACACAGACAUGUGCAAUGUUAUGAUGCAUGAUGUAAAAUUUUCAAUGGUGGCACAGCAACAUCGGCAGCAACAGCAGCAGCACCACCAACAGCAUAUCAUCACUAGUACACCUCUGGGCUCACAGCCAGGGUAUCCAGGAGCACUGGUGCCACAGUUGCAACAGCAGCAUCAGCAUCAUUUAGGUCUGUCGUCCAGCAUUUCACUGCUACAUCCAGCACCCCAGCAGUCACAGCCACUGCCUCCUCAGCAUCAGCAGCAGCAGUCUCGUCACAUGCUGCUGUUUAACGAUGGGGAAGAGGAAGUCUACCAGGCAGAAAACACCACAUCUAUGUACUUUGACAUCGAUGACAACUCCUACUCUGAGAUGAGCGACCCAUCUCCAGAUGCUUUGGACAGAAAUUCGUUCUCUGGUGUAACCCAAAGUGGGUUUUCUGGUAAAUUUCACAUGUCCCAGUCUCACUUAUUCAUGGCACAGGGCAUGAGCUCACUCAGUACUAACAGCAAUGGUACUGUUCAUAGCCAUCCACCUGGUUUGUCCACCCAGGCUUCUAUUCUCAACCAGUCGGCCAUGCAAGCCCAUCAUAUCAAUGGCAUGGGACAUAGUUCUACAGCAGCUUGUAAGACGCUAGGUUUGGAACAGCAUCAGUCUUGUGAACUGAUGACCCCUCUCCAUGCUCAACAGAAAUCAGCAGCCAGUGGGCAGUCUUUGCUGACCUGUCCAUUGCUACCAGCGGCUCUCCCAGUGACUCUUGGCCACUGUGUGGGCACAGAGGGCACCAUGACACCAAGCUCAGGACCUGCCUCACAGAAAGCAUUUUUGACUUGCCCACAGAUAGAUGCGAACCUAGAACUCGCAGGUCCUGAUGGUAGUUUAAUUUUGCCAGGAGCAUCUUCCAGCUUUCAGAAUAAGUUUGAUCAUAAAGACGGGGUGAAGCUGGAUCCAUCUCUACUUGCAAACCAUACCUACACUUCUAACAACUCAACAGGGACAAGUGUAGAUUAUUUGAGGCAGCAGAACCAUGACAGUUUUCCUUCGCUACCGUCAGUUGGGUUUACCAGUUUGACCACCACUGUUGUUAAUGGCAAUGAUAUGACCAGCUUCCAACCUCUCCAGUCAGUGCAGCAUUCUUGGAGCACAUCUUCAACUACUAAUCCACCUUUGAGAGAAUGUUGUGGUUCAGUGACACCAGCUUGUUACCCAAGCUUGUGA
Messenger RNA from Candidula unifasciata, 2304 nucleotides. The record is from the annotation of a GenBank genome assembly. NCBI's taxonomy places the organism in Eukaryota, Metazoa, Mollusca, Gastropoda, Stylommatophora, Geomitridae.